This is a messenger RNA of Paramuricea clavata, 2346 nucleotides long. The record is from the annotation of a GenBank genome assembly. Lineage: Eukaryota; Metazoa; Cnidaria; Anthozoa; Malacalcyonacea; Plexauridae.
AUGGAGACCAUAGAUACAGGUUAUAUCAAGCAUGAUUUAGUGAAGCAGGAGGCCAUUUCAAAUUGUAAUGCUGGUAAAUGGUCAUCAUUUCUUUGUAUUUUGGGUCUUUCUUCUGUUUUACAUAGAAAUAUCUUCACAUAUUACCCUGAUUGUGGCGAACUUAGAUCUAAACUUUUAUUUAAUCGUAUUAUUCAGCCUCGCUUGCGUGCUGAAAAGGGUGUAAAAGAUCUUCAUAUUCUAUUCUGUCAUGAAGGUGACAUUAGACCUGGAGAAACAUUUCAGUCUAAUCACUUUGCCCCUCUUCUUUUUCAUGCACGGCUGCAAAAACGAAAAUUUGUUGCUAGUUCACAGGCAUCAACAGCAGCCAAGAAACAAAAGGUAUCUUCUUAUUCCUCUAAAAAAGCUUUGAAAAUUCCUUCUGGUAACAUUUCUAACUUUUUUAAUGUAGCAGAAAAACCCUUUGCCAACCCAUCUUCUCAGAAGAAACCUAAUGAGGCUUUUUCUUCUGCUGCAUCACUAGCUGCCCAUAAGCAGAAACAGAUUAGUAUACCUACCACUUCAGCAAAUCCAUUAGCUAACAAGAAACCUAUUGAGUCUUUUUCUUCUGCCACAUCAUCCCGUAAGCUGAAACAGCCUAUUAAACCUACCACAUCAGUAGGUUCUGUUAUUUCUUCCAGUCCCAAACCAAGCAGAUCCUUAUCAAACUCUGUUCCACAUUCCAGUAGUCAUUGUUCUGGUAAUUUAAAGUCUAAUUUUGUUCAUAACUUUGAUGUUGCAUCAUACCGGGAGAGAGUUAAGGGUAUGGAUUCUUCUGAGAUUUGUGAGUUAGUUAGAAAUGUCUUUAAGCCUGACAAAAAAUUUUCCUUUCCUAAGACUAAUGGUAGAAGCUUUAGGUAUAAUUGGUUGGAAUCGUACUCAUGGCUUUGCUAUUCACCAUCUAUGGAUGGUGCAUUUUGUUUGUCUUGUGUGCUGUUUGGAGAUAUUUUUUCUGGGAAAGCUAAAAAGAUAACUAGAUUGUUUUCAGAACCCCUUUGCCGUUGGAAUGAUGCUGCAUUUACUUUUAAAAAACAUGCUGGCCAUAGUACAGGAGGAGAAAUGGGACUGCAUGCUUCAACAUUUCCAAUGUUAACUGCAUUACUUGCUCAAAUGUCGGGGGCUGCACAACCAAUAGAGGUCAUAUUAGAUAAAAAUGUUAAGAAAGAAAUUGAGGAGAACAGGAAUAAGCUGGCUUCGAUUGCUGAUGCUGUCCUCUAUUGUGGUCGUCUAGGUCUGCCACUACGCGGCCAUCGUGAUGAUUCUCAAUAUCAUCCAGAGGUCGGGCAGUAUUCUACUGGGGGUGUUGGCAAUUUUAUUGAAACUAUUAACUUAAAAGUGCGAUCAGGUGAUAAAGUUUUGGAGAAUCACUUGAAAACAUGUGGCAAAAAUAAAAGCUACAUUUCUAAGACCAGUCAAGAUAAGAUGAUCAAGUGCUUUGGUCAGGUUAUCUCCGAACAGAUUGUAAGCGAUAUUAAGGAAAGUAAGUUCUUCACUAUUAUUGCUGAUGAGGCUGCAGAUUCAUCACACAAAGAGCAAAUGGCCCUUGUUUUGCGUUUUGUUGAUAAAAAUAUGGAUAUUAGAGAGGAGUUUAUUGCUUUCCUUCAGUGUAAGUGGGGAUUAAGUGGAGAGAAUCUUGCCAAACUUUUAUUGGAUGCUCUCAAUGACCUUGAUUUGCCGAUUGAGAAUUGUCGAGGACAGGGGUAUGAUGGUGCUGGUUCUGUUGCUGGUUGUGUAAAAGGUUUGGCUGCUCAUAUAUUAAGACUUAAUCCCAAAGCUCUUUACACUCACUGCUAUAGCCAUAGGCUAAAUUUGUCAAUUUGCGAUAGUUUGUCAGUUAUUGAGGUCAAGAAAAUGCUCAAGCAUGUGAAAGAAGUGACUAAUUUUAUAAAUAUUUCUCAAACUCGUAAUAUGCCUUUUGCGGAGACUGUUCACAAUAGUUCUGAAACCGACUCAAAAAAAACUAGACUGCCGGAUGUUUGUCGAACUAGAUGGGUUGAACAUAUUAAGGGUUUGAGCACUUUUGAAGAUCUGUUCAUUCCUGUUUUCAACUUGCUUGAUGAUAUGACAAAUGGAAAAUACAAUCCUUCUCUUCGUACUGAUGCAUCCGAUUUGCUUUCGCUUAUUUCUGAUUUUGAGUUUGUUGCAAUUAUGGUUAUUACCAGAAAUAUUUUUGACAUAACUCUUCCUGCAACACAGCUUUUGCAAGGCAAGAGUAUUGACGUAAUGGAAGGUAUUGAAUUGGUCUCUUCUUUGAAGACUAGUGUUGUUAAUGUAAGGAAUUCUAUUGGCUGCUCAUAUAUUAAGACUUAA